Nerophis lumbriciformis (worm pipefish) is the source of this 2294-nucleotide messenger RNA. RefSeq names its product arylalkylamine N-acetyltransferase 2 (gene aanat2). Lineage: Eukaryota; Metazoa; Chordata; Actinopteri; Syngnathiformes; Syngnathidae. The record is from RefSeq and is a predicted model, not a curated record. Gene Ontology annotation, biological process: response to light stimulus; circadian rhythm. Gene Ontology annotation, cellular component: cytoplasm. Gene Ontology annotation, molecular function: aralkylamine N-acetyltransferase activity.
UCACUGUGCAAUCUACUAAUAAAAGUCUCAAUUAAUCAAUCAAUCAAUGUAUUGUAGCGGCUGGCUGCGGGCUGUUAGCCAAUGACUUGGGCCGGGGGGCGGGACUUCCGGGGAGAGAUAGGGAAGUGACGUUGUUGAUAGGAAGUAAGUAUUGGCGGGAAAAGAGGGAAGAGAAGACACACUGACAUUGUUGUGCCUUCAAUCUCAUCUUCUGCAAUUAAGGCAAGACAUGAGCCUACAUUAUUACAUUAUUAUUGUUACAUUCCUGCAUUAUUACACUAUUACCUUUGUCAUUGUUACAUUAUGGCUUGUGCUAGCAAUGUAGCAUCAGCAAGCUAACAAGAGAGGCGGUCAUAUUAGCUUAGCACAAACCGGAAUAGAUUAGCACGAUAUAUUUAUUUUAAACUGUAUACAGUAAACAUUCAAUAACAAUGCAGUGUAGCAGCAAUUGUAUUGAUGUAUUUCAUUAUAUGGUGAGAUACAUUAGCUAGCUUUAGCACCAGCAAGCUAACAUGUGACAAGACUUCUUUUAGGAAAAUAACAUGUAUUUUAUUUAUCAACUAACUAGCAAUAAUGUUUCUGUUCUUUUCUGGUAAGACUAGUCACGACAGGGCUACAUUGACCAAAAUUGUCUAAGAUUUAAUUCCCUCCAGCAUGAGUUAAUUGCUCCUUAGCUGAAUUCAAGCCAGUUAGCAUUAGCUUAGCAUUAGCUUCACAAAACUAACAAGAUAGAAAAAUAAUCCAAUAAAUAUCUAGCAACAUUUAUAUGUAUUCAUUCAUUUAUCGUUUGUAUUUAUAGAUAUCUGCUAGAGUAGAUAGUAUUAUUAAUAGGGUAUUUACUUAGCCUACAUUGAAUGGCCUUAGCAUCAGCAAGCUAACCAGUUAGCAUUAUAACAGUAUAAAAAACAACAUUUAAUGUGCAAUUUUCGAAAGUCAGCGAAAUCUAAAUGAGAAGUGAUCAUUUAAAGUGGUUUAAAAUGAAGGUUGAAGCAAACAUCAUGAGAGGAGGAUUUGGACAUGUGACGUCAUCUUUGGACAAGUGACGUCAUCUUUGGACAAGUGACGUCAUCUUUGGACAAGUGACGCCAUCUUUGGACAUGUGACGCCAUCUUUGGACAUGUGACGCCAUCUUUGGACAUGUGACGUCAUCUUUGGACAUGUGUCAUGUGUGUGAGAGCUCAUAGGGAGCAGACAGGAGGAGGAGAGUCAGACUCAUCUCCCAAGAAGGCAAACAUGAGCCAGCAGCAGCUGAGCAGCUCACCUUCCCUCAAACCUUUCUUCCUGAAGACACCUGUCCAGGUGGGCAGCCCGCUGAGACAGAGGAGACACACGCUGCCCGCCAGCGAGUUUAGGAACCUGACGCCUCAGGACGCCAUCAGUGUCUUUGAGAUCGAGAGAGAAGCCUUCAUCUCUGUGUCCGGUGAGUGCCCUUUGACCCUGGAAGAGGUCCUGCACUUCCUGGGUCAAUGUCCUGAGCUGUCCUUGGGCUGGUUUGAGGAGGGCCAGCUGGUCGCCUUCAUCAUUGGAACGGGUUGGGACAAAAAGAGGCUUUCACAGGAGGCCAUGACACGACAUGUGGCGUCCACGUCGACGGUGCACAUCCACGUGCUGUCAGUGCAUCAUCAAUGUCGCCAGCAAGGCAAAGGCUCCAUCCUGCUGUGGCGCUACCUGCAGUACCUGCAACACCUGCGCUGCAUGGCCACGCCCCGCAGGGCUCUGCUCAUAUGCGAGGACUUCCUGGUGCCCUUCUACCUGAAAGCCGGCUUCAAGGAGAAAGGCCCGUCGGCCAUCAGCGUGUCCAACAUGCACUUCAGGGAGAUGGAGUACCUGCUGGCGGCUCACGCCUACGCCCGCAGGAACAGCGGCUGCUAGCAAACUCUUCAUGAUCAGCAAUCUUCACCAAGACUUUGCUCACUUCCUUCACAUUGACAACACCCGAGGAGUUUGUGGCUGCUGCUGCCACUUCAUUAUUAAGACAAAAACACUUUUUAUUUCAACAGACUCUCGCAAAACUCCAAAGACUGACCACACACUUCCUGUCUUCACAAUAAAAGCCCUAUAAAUAUAUGAAUAUUAACCUCUCAUAAAUAAAUGAAUAUAAAUGAUGUAUAUGAAUGUUAACCUCUCAUAAAUAAAUAAAUGAAUAUAAAUGAUGUACAGUAUAUGAAUGUUAACCUCUCAUAAAUAAAUGAUGUACAGUAUAUGAAUGUUAACCUCUCAUAAAUAAAUGAAUAUAAAUGAUGUAUAUGAAUGUUAACCUCUCAUAUAUAAAUGAAUAUAAAUGAUGUAUAUGA